AUGCUGCUCAAUGCAUUCAUUCUCGUUCCAAUUGUCACAUGGUAUAGAGCAGGUUCCCUCGUGGGAACUGUUCCUAGGGCCCACCGUAAGAUUUUUUUUCCUGCCCGGAGCGCGCUCCGCCCCUGCCCGAGUCGCGCUCCCCUCCCCUCGCUUCCCUUAGCGGCCCCGUCGCGCCGCGCUUCCGGCCCCGGCGCCGCCUCUGCUGGCCCCGGCGCCCCCCUGUCGCGACCCCGCGGCCCCACCCUCGCGUCGCCCUGCGCGGCGUCGUUACAGCCGCCCGCGACCCCGACGCCGCACGUCGCGACCCCGUCGCCCUUCGCGCCGCCCGCGACCUCGUCGCCGCGGCCGCCUGCGACCCUACCGCUGCAGCCGCCCGCGACCCUGUCGCCGCAGCUGCCCGCGACCCUGCCGUCGCCGCCGCCCGCGACCCUGCUGUCGCAGCCGCCCGCGACCCUACCGUCGCCGCCGCCCGCGACCCUGCAGUCGCAGCCGCCUGCGACCUCGUCGCCGCGGCCGCCUGCCCUCCCGUCGCCGCAGCCGCGCGCGACUCCUGUGGUCGCAGCCGCCCGCGACCCCCCGUCGCCCCACCCGUGCGACCCCACCGCCGCCCUUUGCGGCCCCUUCGCCAUCCCUUCGCGGCCCCGCCGAGCAGCCGCGCCGCCGAGACGCCGCCGCCGCCGAGCCGCCGAGCCGUCGAGCCGCCGAGCCGCCGAGCCGUCGUUGCCGCCGAGUUGCCGAGCCGUCGAGCCGCCACUGCCGCCGUGCUGCCGAGCCGCCGAGACGCCGGUGCCGACGAGCUGCCGAGCCGCUGAGCCGCCGAGCCGCCGUUCCUGCCGUCCCGGCCCUGUUCCUGCCGACGCGCCUCGGUCCUUCUCGCCUGCCCGUGUCCUCACUUUUGACGCUGAGGGUCGGGCCAUUGACUUUGACGUCUGGGUAGAUGACCUGCAGCUUUUCCUACUGAGCGACAGAGCAGACGGCCUCUCCCUUUUUGACCUCACCUCUGGUGCCUCUCCUGCCCCUGCUGCUGAUGCUGACCCCACUGUUCGCUCCCAGUGGGCCACACGCGAUGCUGCUGCCCGCCUUGCUGUGCGCCGCCACUUGCCGACCUCUGAGCGUGCGCACUUUAGCCAGUACAAGAGUGCUAAGACCUUGUACGACGCUGUAGUUGCGCGCUACUCUUCCCCUGCCACUGCUGCGCUUAGCCGCCUUAUCCUACCGUACCUCUUCCCUGACCUCGCCGCUUUUCCCACUGUCGCUGACCUCAUUACGCACCUUCGCACUAGUGACACUCGCUACCGCGCUGCGCUUCCUGCUGAGGACCACUUCCUCUCUGUUUGCCCCACCACCCUCACCGUUGACCUCCUCGAGGAGCGCCUGCUCGCGGCAGAGAAGAGCAUAGUCGCAGUAGGUGCCUCUCGUGGUGACCCUCGUACCCCUGUCUUUGAGGGGUGCUCCCCCUCUCCCCUCUUGCCCUCUGUUGCCUCUGCUGCUGCGGCCGACCUCGUUGGUCUUGAGUCGGUCGCUGCGGCGUCUGCCCCUAGCGGGAGACGCCGCCCUGGCAAGGGCAAGGGGGGCAAGGGUGCUGGAGGGGCUGGAGGGGGCGGUGGAGGCGGAGGUGGAGGUGGUGGAGGGGGUGGGGGUGGCGGUGGGGGUGGUGGCGGGGGUGGGGGCGUCGGUGGCGGGACUGGAGGUGGAGGUGGAGGCGGCGGUGGCGGUGGGAGCGGAGGUGGCGGAGGUGGCGGUAGUGGAGGAGGUAGCGGCGGAGGCGGCGGAGCUGGUCGGGGUGGCGCUGCGCAGAGGGGUGGCUCCGGUGGUGGUGCGCGCCAGCAGCAGCAGCAGCAGCAGCGUACCCGUGAGACCCCUUCCCCCCAGCAGCUUCGUGAGUGGUACGCUGCUCGUCAGCGGGGUGGGGGUGCUGGCCCCUGCACCUACGUUCUCCGUACCGGCGACCGGGCGGGUGAGCAGUGUGGAGGCCCGCACCCCACCCAGCGCUGCUUCGGUCGGCUGACAGACGCGUGGCGCCACCAGUUCCCCGACGCUACGGAGAUCCCUCGCUGGGGCGAGCUGUCUAGGGCGGGUGUUGCAAUCUAUGAUCUUGACUUUGAUGCUAUUCUUGCUGCCAUGUAUGCUGUGACUAUUAGUGAUGAGGGUGACUGUUACCGGUGUUUCCCGCCUGACCCAGGCAUAGAGGCUGCUGCGCUAGGUACUUGUGAGGCUGCUGCUCUAGGUGCCAGUGCGUCUGCUGCCCCAGGUGCCGGUGAGUUUGCGCUCUCAGGUGCUGCGUCGCCCCCGGACACCCACACCUUCACCCUUGACUCGGGUGCUUCCCGCUCCUUCUUUCGAGACUGCACCACUCUCACAUCACUCAGUCGGCCUGUUGCGGUCUCCCUAGCGGACCCCUCUGGGGGUCCUGUCCUUGCUCACUACUCCACUGUCCUACCGUGUCCAGCGGUCCCGUCUGGCUCCCUGUCGGGUCUCUACCUCCCCUCGUUCUCUACGAACUUGGUGGCGGGUGCUGACCUCCAGGAUGCAGGAGUUGACCAGUUCACCCCUGCGCGUCAGCGGGUGACCCACUGCACUUGUGCGGACACGGGCCGCCACUUGGCCACGUUUGCUCGUCGGCCAGGGUCGAGCCUGUACACACUGACUACUGAGUCUUCCCCAGUCACUGAGUCUGCUCAGGUAGCCGCGUCGGGUCAGGUGUUUGCUGCGGCGUCCAGGUCUGGUCCUGAGUCUGCCCCCUGCUCGUGUCGUCUCCUGUCUCACCGGACUCUCCUCUGGCACCACCGUCUUGGUCACCCCUCCCUGCCUCGCCUUCGAGGCAUGGCUUCCCGUCUUCUUGUUUCUGGUCUCCCCCGGUCCCUCCCUCCUCUUCCUCCGGGGCCUGCCCCCACCUGCGUUCCCUGCGUCGAGGGGCGGCAGCGCGCUGCUCCUCACUCCUCCGAGUUUCCUCCGACAGAGGCUCCGCUGCAGACGCUUCACAUGGACGUGUGGGGCCCAGCCCGCGUCCGUGGGCAGGGUCAGGAGCGCUACUUCCUGCUGGUGGUUGACGACUACUCGCGUUACACCGCAGUCUUCCCCUUGCGCAGCAAGGGUGACGUCACUGAGACCUUCUGUCGCACACGAGGCAUCCGCCAGACCUUCACGCUUCCGGACUCUCCGCAGCAGAAUGGGAUUGCUGAGCGCCGCAUCGGCAUGGUCAUGGACGUCGCUCGUACGUCCAUGAUCCAUGCGGCUGCUCCCCAUUUUCUGUGGCCGUUUGCGGUUCGGUACGCGGCGCAUCAGCUCAACCUUCACCCCCGGGUCUCCAUGCCGGAGACCUCCCCUGCUUUGCUGUGGACGGGGAAGGUUGGUGAUGCGUCGCGUUUUCGGGUCUGGGGAUCUAGGGCGUUUGUCCGCGACUUGUCUGCGGACAAGCUGUCCUCUCGUGCUGUUCCCUGCGUCUUCCUUGGCUUUCCCCCUGACGCGCCAGGCUGGCAGUUCUACCACCCCACCUCGCGCCGUGUCUUCGCGUCCCAGGACGUCACCUUUGACGAGUCGGUUCCCUACUACCGUCUCUUCCCCUACCGCACUGCGUCCCUCCCUCCCCCGCCGCUCUUCCUUACACCAGGCCCCCCUCCGGUAGACCCCCUCCCCCCUCAGGGUCCUGCUCCCUCAGGUGUGUCCCAGGUAGAUGCAGUUGAGCCAGUCGAGGUAGCUGUUGACUCUGGUACUGCUGGUGGUGCUGAGCCUGGGGGUGCUGGGUCUGGGGGUGCUGCGACUGGGGGUGCUGGGUCUGGGGGUGCUGGGUCUGGGGGUGCUGAGCCUGGGGGUGCUGAGCCUGGGGGUGCUGAGCCUGGGGGUGCUGCGCCUGGGGGUGCUGCGCCUGGGGGUGCUGCGCCUGGGGGUGCUGAGCCUGGGGGUGCUGAGUCUCGGAGUGCGGAGCCUGAGAGUGCUGGACCUGCUCGUCCGGCGUCUGGUGGUGCUGAGCCUGGCGGUUCCUCCGGUGCUUCGUCCCGGCGGGAGCUGCUCUCUCCACAGGAGCUGCGUGAGUGGUUCGCCCGGCGCUGGCGACGUGCUGCUGGAGCUGGUGGUGCUGCAGGAGCUGGGGGUUCUACUGCUGCUGAGAGUGCUGGUGCCGAGGGUCCCAGAGGUGCUCGUACCGAGUGUACUGGAGCUGCUGACCCUACGAGUGCUCCUCCUGCUGGAGCUGGUGGUGCUGCUGGUGUUGCUGGCGCUGGAGCUGCUGGUGCUGCUGGAGCUGCUGGUGCUGCUGGUGCUGCUGGUGCUGCUGGUGCUACUGGCGUUGGUGCUGCUGGAGCUCCUGGAGCUGGAGCUGCUGCGUCUUCGGGUGGUCCGGCUGGAGCUGGAGCUACUGGGGGUGUUGGCGCUGGGGGUGCUCCUGGCGCUGGUGCUGCUGGGGGUGCUGGAGUUGGAGCUGCUGGAGUUGCGGGUCUUCCUGGUGCUGGUGCUCCCGCUGGGGGCGCUAGUGCUGUUCCUGCUGGCACUGGUGGAGCUGCGCGGCCGCGGCCGUACUUCGUUCCGCUCCUUGAGCAGGUUCUUGGUCUUCCGUCCUCUCUUGGUCCUGCUCCUGCCUUAGAGUGUCCGCCUCCUGUCCAGUCUGAGUCACAGUUACAGCCACCUUCCCCGCUUCCUUCUCCUUCUCCCUACACUGGUCCUACUGGAGGUCUUGCUGAGCGUCGUGAGCCUGCGUCUCGCCCUGCGUCGCCUGUCCGUGCUGCUCGCACUAGUGGUCGUGGUUCGCGUCAGCGUCCUCCCCCUGUCCCCGGCACGCACCGGAUGUCUCUGCGUCCUUCCACUGCUCCGCUGCGUGCCCCUUUGCCCUCUCCUCCAGCGUCCUCUCUUCCUGAGCUUCCUGACCCGGAGUCGGACUCCCUUCGUGCUGCGCGUCCUACUGUCACGCGUCUCCUUGCUACUGUCGUCACUGACCCUUCCUUUGAGUCUACUGCUGCGUCUGCCCUAGUUGCUGAGCUUGUCAACUUCACUGCUCGCUGUCGCCUAGACUACGCUACCAGUCUCGUCGCUGAGUCUGAGUCUGUCUGUCCUCCGUCCGUCGGGGGUGAGUGUGCUCUUGGCACGGACGUCCUUGAGGACAGGCAGGAGGAGUUCCAGUGCUUGGCUGCUGUUUCACCUCAUCUCGUGUCCAUGCUGCUUGCCCCUGAGGGAGACCCGGAUGCACUUGACAUCCCGACUCCGCGCUCUUACGCGGAGGCGAUAGAGGGUCCCUACUCCUCUCAGUGGCAGACAGCCAUGGACGCAGAGAUGGCUUCCUGGAAGUCCACAGGCACCUACGUUGACGAGGUUCCCCCGCCUGGGGCGAACAUCGUCAGUGGCAUGUGGAUUUUCAGGGUGAAGCGGCCGCCGGGUUCUCCGCCUGUCUUCAAGGCGCGUUACGUGGCUCGUGGUUUCAGUCAGCGGCAGGGAGUUGACUACUUUCAGACUUUCUCCCCCACCCCGAAGAUGACCACUCUUCGGGUACUGCUGCACAUAGCUGCUCACCGAGACUACGAGCUGCACUCUCUUGACUUCAGCACUGCUUUCUUGCAGGGCAGCCUUCACGAGGAGAUCUGGCUGCGCCGCCCACCUGGCUUCACUGGGACUUUUCCUCCUGGCACCCAGUGGAGCCUCCGGCGGCCAGUCUACGGUCUCCGCCAGGCGCCUCGUGAGUGGCACGACACACUGAGGACUACACUUGCGGCCCUUGGGUUUGCUCCUUCUACUGCCGACCCGUCGCUGUUUCUGCGCACCGACACUUCUUUGCCGCCGUUCUACAUCCUCGUGUACGUCGACGACCUGGUCUUUGCUACAGCUGACACUGCUGGACUUGCCUACGUGAAGUCCGAGCUGCAGAAGAGACACACGUGCACAGACCUGGGUGAACUGCGCAGCUACCUUGGCUUGCAGAUCACCAGGGACAGAGCACAGCGCACCAUUACCCUGACUCAGUCACAUAUGGUGCAGCAGGUCCUUCAGCGCUUCGGCUUCACGUACUCCUCGCCUCAGGCCACUCCUCUGCCUACGCGCCACUCGCUCUCAGCUCUGCCUUCGGAUGAGUCCGUAGAGUCGAGUGGCCCGUACCCAGAGCUUGUCGGCUGCCUCAUGUACCUGAUGACCUGCACUCGACCUGACCUUGCAUACCCUCUUAGCAUUCUGGCACGCUUUGUUGCUCCUGGGAGACACAGACCAGAGCACAUGGCUGCAGCGAAGAGGGUGUUGCGCUACUUGUGCAGUACGUCGGGCAUGGGGCUUGUGCUUGGAGGGCAUAGUUCAGUGGUCCUCACUGGUCACGCAGACGCUUCUUGGGCUGACGACCAGGCUACGCAGCAGUCGUCACAGGGUUACACCUUCAGCCUUGGUUCCGGCUCUGUUUCUUGGCGGUCUACCCGCUCGUCUUCUGUUCUCGCCUCCAGUUGUGAGGCUGAGAUCUACGCAGGGGCCAUGGCUGCACAGGAGCUACGCUGGCUCACCUACCUGCUGACUGACCUGGGAGAGCCGCCUCGUUCUCCUCCAGUGCUGUACGUAGACAACAAGGCCAUGCUGGCCUUGUGUCAUGAGCACAGACUGGAGCACAGAACGAAGCACAUCGCUCUCCGCUACUUUCUUGCUCAUGAGCUGCAGCAGCGUGGUCAGCUGCGCCUUGCUUACGUGGCCUCUGAGGCCAACACUGCUGAUAUCUUCACUAAGGCACUCGCGCCUUGUGAUCAUCAGCGCUUCUGCACUCUGUUAGGUCUUGUACCUACCUUGCCUCACUUGCUUACUUCUUGA
Molecule: messenger RNA, 6765 nt
Organism: Closterium sp. Yama58-4
Lineage: Eukaryota; Viridiplantae; Streptophyta; Zygnematophyceae; Desmidiales; Closteriaceae
Source: the annotation of a GenBank genome assembly